Messenger RNA from Parascedosporium putredinis, 3333 nucleotides. The record is from the annotation of a GenBank genome assembly. Lineage: Eukaryota; Fungi; Ascomycota; Sordariomycetes; Microascales; Microascaceae.
AUGGCCGCUGUCGUUGAAUCUUUGCAGGCGUUGGGUGGCACAGAGUCUCCAGGCAAGCUUUCUCAACGCCUGGACAUGGACCUCACGUGGGAUGGUGUCUGCGACAUUGAGCUCAAGGCUAGCAAAAUCCCCAAAAUUGGGGUCGAGCACGUCAAGCUAAAGGGCAGACUAUCUGUCCUCCUUUGUCCUUUGACUAAUGUCAUCCCGCUGAUUGGUGCGACUCAAUUUGCCUUCAUCAGCCCGCCAACUCUGCAUCUCGACUUCACCGAUGCCGGCGGCAUUGGCGACCUCGCCAUCGUAGAUCGGGCCAUCCGCAAGGUCGUCCUCAGCGUAAUCUCAUCCAUGGCCGUGCUGCCCAACCGGUUCCUGUUCAAGCUCGACCCCAACAGCGACUAUUUCAAGACCUACCAGCACCCCAUCGGGAUCCUGCGCUUGACCACGGUCAAGAACAACCGCCACCCGGAGUGGAACGAGACCAACGACUUCCUCGUGUCCGACCUGGACCAGAUCAUCGAGCUGGACGUGCAGGACGACGACACCAUCUCGGACGACGACAUGGGCGUCGGCGCCACCACCGACCAGCCCACGGAUCGCACGCUUCGCAUCAGCGGGCGGUUCUUCCAGUUCGCGCCCGACGCGGCCAGCCUCUCGGAGAGGGGGCCGGAUCUUAAGCCCAGCGUCAAAGUGUCGUGGGGCGACCGUAACUUCCGCACGGUGAUCAAGAGCGACGCUCCGGGCAUGGAUAUCGAGAACCCGAGCUUCGAUCAGACGUUUAGCUUCCCCAUCACCGCGGGUAUGGUGCCCGGCCCGCCUGUGAGGAUCGCCCUCUUGGACAAGGAGGCCGAGACAGGCGCGAUCGAGGUGUCCAUCGAAGAGGUACUCGCGGCUGCUAAUUUCGCCGUGGAGAAGAAGUUCGAUAUCAAAUCCGCUGAACAGCUUCAGCAGUUCUUCCACCAUGUUGAGUUGCCUCAGAGAUUCAGAGAAGAUCCAGCGCCGACACUCGAGCUGCUGAAAGUCUUACACGUCCACACGUUAUCUACGCUGCCGUACGAAAACUUAUCCAUCCACUACAACAAAGAACACACCAUUACGCUCGAGCCCCAAUACCUCUUCCGCAAGAUUGUGACCGACAGCCGGGGUCGUGGCGGGUUCUGCAUGGAAAUAGCCAUAUUAUACAAUCACAUUCUCCGUGCGAUCGGGUUUGAUGCGUACACGGCAGGCGUCAGAACGCGUGGUCGUCUCCAGGGCGUGCCUCUGGGGACUACCCGGGUGGUACGUAGCCGGCUCCCCUUCGACGCUACAACACCCCUUCAACGCUUACUAGAGGCUAGGAAUCACAUUGUCAACAUCGUUACGUUUCCGGAUGGGAGCAAGUAUCACGCAGAUGUAGCAUUCGGUGGCGAUGGGGCAACCAUGCCGAUGCCUUUGGUGGAUGGGCUGGUGCACCAAAACUUUGGCACUCAGGAGAUCCGCUUGAUUCGGGAUUGGAUCCCUCUCCAAGUCCACCGCACAGAAGAGAGCAAGUUGUGGAUAUACCAGUACAGAAACGGCCGGGAACUCGAAUGGAACUCGUUUUACUCCUUCCCUGGAGUAGAGUUCCUCGACUUGGACUGGGGCGUGGUCAACUUUUGGAUCAACGAAAACUCGCAGAGCCACCAGAGGGUCAACGUGCUAGUUAUCAAAUUCUUGCGUAGGUUGAAGCAGGGCCGCGACGACACGUACGAGCUCUACGGUAAAAGAAUGCUGGUGAAUAGCACGAUCAAGGAAAACCUUGGGGGCAGGACUGGCAUCAUACAGGAAUGCAAGUCGGAGAGCGAUCGGAUUGCGGCACUAGCACACCAUUUCGGCAUCAAGUUGGCCAGGGAGGAGGAGGAAGCCAACAUACACUUUGAGAUGCGCGCCCAAUUUCGAUCUCUGUUUCGGGCCACGUCGAGGGCGUCGUAUGGGGCUCGCGUCGCCUCGAACGGGGCGAGCGGUCGCAAUGCGAAAUUCCUCUACGCAGCCACCGGUGCGCUGGUUGGCGCGGAGGAUACGCUCAAGGGGCUAGAGGAGAUUCGGCGCGAACUGGGCAAUGACGCCGUCAGUACCGACGCCGACGAUAUAGAGGAGCAUGGAUUCUCCGAGUGGUCAACCUCCAAUACCAAGAGCAGGCCUCGGGCAGUCGUCAGGCCAUUAAGCACCGAGCAGGUCUCCGCGGUCGCUCGAAUCUGCAGCAAGUAUAAGAUUCCCAUGGUUCCCUUUGGAGCAGGUUCGAGCGUCGAGGGAAACUUCUCAUCUCCUCAUUCGGGGCUCUGCAUCGACCUCUCCUUGAUGAACAAUGUCGUCGCGUUUCACCCGGAAGAUUUGGACGUGGUUGUCCAGGCAGGUGUCAACUGGACCAAUCUCAACGAAGAGAUCAAGGGCAGCGGGCUCUUUCUUCCGUUAGAUCCUAGCCCUACUGCUUUGGUUGGGGGUAUGAUCGCAACAAAUUGCAGCGGUACCAACGCGAUGCGCUACGGGACCAUGAAGGACUACGUCAUUAGCUUGACGGUGGUUCUGGCAGAUGGCUCCGUCAUCAAGACGAGACACAGACCUCGGAAAACCUCUGCUGGGUAUAACCUGACGGCCCUAUUCACUGGCUCCGAAGGGACUUUGGGAAUCAUAACCGAGGCCACGUUAAAGUUGGCCAUUAUUCCCCCAACAGAGCCUGCGUUGGAAUUGAUGGACGACUUACAGAUGAAGGUCAUCAACACAAGCGGCGGGGCGGGAGGAAGAAAGUGGGAAGAAGCGGCGACUUUAUUCCUCAAGUUUUCUGGUACGGAGCAGGUGAUACAAGAUAGCAUUUCCUCCGCCAAGGAGGUCGCCAAUCUAUCUGGCUGCCAGUCCUUUGAGUCUGCCACGGAACCUGACAAGAUGGAUUCGCUAUGGUCUGCGCGGAAGCAGGCUCUUUGGGCCUGUCUCGCGGUGCGACCGGAGGGCACCGAAGUGUGGUCGACGGACGUCGCGGUGCCCAUCUCGCACAUGGCAGACCUUAUCGAUGAGUGCAAAAAUGACGCGGCCAAGUUGGGGCUGUUUUCUAGCGUGUUGGGACACGUCGGGGAUGGCAAUUUCCACCAGAUGAUCAUGUAUAACCCGAAUAAACCAGAGGAAGCUGCUUCCGUCAAGGAAUUCAUUGAUAGCAUGAUGCACAAGGCUAUCAAGAGGGAGGGAACUGUCUCGCACGGUAUCGGUAUCGGGAAAAAGCACUGCCUUCUCGAAGAGCUUGGCCCGGACACGAUUGGACUGAUGAAAACGUUCAAGAAGAGCGUUGACCCCUUCUGGCUGAUGAACCCUGGCAAGGUGUUUGACGAGUAA